This is a messenger RNA of Exophiala viscosa, 1420 nucleotides long. RefSeq names its product 4-hydroxythreonine-4-phosphate dehydrogenase. The coding region runs from base 241 to 1350 and encodes 369 amino acids. The record is from RefSeq and is a predicted model, not a curated record. The transcript is spliced from 2 exons. NCBI's taxonomy places the organism in Eukaryota, Fungi, Ascomycota, Eurotiomycetes, Chaetothyriales, Herpotrichiellaceae. Gene Ontology annotation, molecular function: NAD binding.
AAUUGAUCUAGUCGAGCCUUGUACAAUUGUACGAGGUCGGCACAGUCCCGUUCGGCGAAGUAGGCCUUUUGAUCAGUGCAUCUCUGCCCGUCUACACUACGCCUACGCGCUGGUCCAACUUUACUUAUCAUCUCGAAAGGGACCUGAGUCUUCUUCUGGCAUUCCGUACAGUAGCUUUGCCAAUACGCAAGCAUCCUCAUUGCCAAACUUUGAAAUUCUUGGAGCAUAUUAUAGACCAUCAUGGUACAACAACUUCGACGAACCCGCAGGCCUCGUGUUGCAGUCACAUUCGGCGAUCCAGCGGGCAUUGGACCAGAGCUGAUUGCGAAAGUCUUGAGUAAUCGAGAAAACCUGGAAAAGGCAGACAUUUUUGUGCUGGGCGAUCGAUCGGAGCUGGAGUCUGCCAUACAGGCAGCAGGCGGAAUUGAGGUCCCCAUUGCUGACAAGGCUGGGCAGCACGGUGUUCAAAUCCUCGACGAUGGCACUGCACCGUCUCGUGAGUCCGUUCUGUCAGAAGUGUCCAAGGAAGGAGGCGAGCGGUGUUUGCACCAAUUGCGACGUGGACUCGACCUGGCAAAAGCUGGCGAUAUAGACGCAAUCGUAUUUGCGCCAUUAAACAAGACCUCUCUCCACCUGGCUGGCAUGACUGAGGAAGACGAACUGCGGUGGUUUGCGAAGCAAUUGGACUAUGCUGGAACCACGAGUGAGAUCAACAUUGCCGGAGCUCUCUGGACGGCGCGUGUAACAAGUCAUGUUGGUCUGGAAAAAGUGGCUGGCAUGAUUAACAAAGAGUCAACUUUGAAAGCCAUCGAACUACUACAUCAGUUGAGGUGGGAGUCCGGUAUCGAAAGCCCUCGACUGGGAGUAUGUGCUUUGAAUCCUCACAAUGGUGAAAAUGGCAACUUUGGGCGUCAAGAAAUUGAUUCCAUUGCUCCUGCAGUCCAAGCUGCUCGAGCCAAAGGCAUCAAUGUGGAAGGUCCUUUCCCGUGCGAUACAAUCUUCCUGAAGAGGGACAAGUACGAUGGCAUUGUCACCAUGUACCACGAUCAAGGCCAGAUUGCACUCAAGUUGCUCUCAUUUGUUGGUGGUGUUACGGUCCAGGGAGGACUACCUGUGGUCAUCUCCACUCCCGCGCAUGGGACGGCUUUCGAUAUCGUGGGAAAGAACUUGGCCAGUCCUGUCAGCACGCAAUGUGCAUUUGACGUUGCUGUGCAGAUGGCCACGAGACGACUCGAGAAGCAAUUGUUGCCAGAGAGCGUCGGAUACGCAGAGUGCUUACAGACAGGCAAGGCUUCGCUGGGAAAGGUCUUGCCUCACACAACAACGACAGAGGUACCGUCUUGUUGCUGAAUUUCAUUUAUAACAUCGCUGCAUUAGCAGGGGGGAGCGUUUUUUUCUUUGGGUGUUAUCUUAGUGCUUG